Molecule: messenger RNA, 1044 nt
Organism: Theobroma umbraticum
Lineage: Eukaryota; Viridiplantae; Streptophyta; Magnoliopsida; Malvales; Malvaceae
Source: RefSeq, a predicted model, not a curated record
ACCAGCUUCCUCCUCACUUGGCACUCUCAAAAGCUCAGAAUUCUCAAGAAACAAACAGAAAAUAUGGAAGAAACAAAACCAUCGACAACAAAACCGAGAAGCAAAGCCAGCAAAAGAAGACCCUUCACUGAGGUCACCAAUUUAAUCCCUGCAUCUUUGCCUUCUUCACAGUCUUCUUCUUCUUCUUUAAUCAAACCCCCAACCAAAUCUUCACUCGCUUUGGAUCUCAAAUCUCCUCUCAUCAAACCCAAUAGUGAUAUUAAUUCUAACUCCAAGUUUACUGCCGUUGAGUCCACCACCAAUGAGAAUGACAGUAACAAGAAAAGGAAGAAGAAGGAGAAGAAGAAGGGGAAAAGUCAGAGUAACAAGGCAAACCUUAGCCCCAUGCUGUCUCCGUUGCACAAAAUGCCUUCUGUUUCGGGUACUGCUGAUUCUGUGGCUUUUGAGCCUUGCACGGUUUACAGCAGGAGAAAUACUGCAGAUAAAAGGAAGAGUAAAGGGAAGGAAAUUGCUGAGCCUUUGAGUUGGUCUCUUGAAACGAGGAUGCCGGACUUAAGUGAAAAAAAGGAUGGACAUGGUGAUAUCGGUCUCUCCAAAUCAUGCCCAUUGCCACGUAAAACGAAAAAACGAAUAGAGAAGGCUAAGGUAAAUGCUUCCAAGAAUGACUUGCCCCAAGAUUUCAUUGACAGGCAGAGAGCUUACUUUGCAGAGGUUGAUGCAUUUGAACUGGAAGAGGAGGUGGCAUCCGAUGAAGAGUUGGAAUAGAUGGAAAAGUAUAUAACCAAGUCAUUUAGGAUAAUUUGAUUAAAGUGUUCUAACCCUGUAAUAUCCUCUGUAUAUAGUUUACCGACAAAUUUUGGUGUAAUAACCACCUUACCCAGCGGUAUCGGAUGCUUGAUAGUAUUCCCCAUCAUAGUCUAGUGUACCCACUUCUUGUCUUCCCUAUUGGAAAAUCUAGUUUCCAGUAGUGUUAGUUGUAUUUGACUGUUUAUAUUUCUAUGUUUAGCAAAAUUGUAUUUCAUACAAACCAUACUCUGCCGACAC